AUGAGCUUAAUUGAUGAUUUGGCAAGUUGCAAAGAAUGCAAUCAGUGGUUUGAAGAUUUAUCCCAUUCACAAUGUUGCAAUAAUAAAUUUUGUAAAAAUUGUGAAAAAACACACAGUUGUGGAAAUUAUAAAAAUAAUUGGGGUGGGUUAAAUAAUAGUGGUGGUGGUAGUGGUAUUGAAAGUAUCAGUGGUAGUAGUGGUGAUUCUAUAAAUAGUACAAAUUCAGUUGACAGAUCAAUUGAAAAUUUAUAUUCAAGUUUUUUAUCAGUAAAUUCAAGUUACAGUAUUGGAUUAAGUACAUCAUCAGAAUUUGAUGAUAAUAAUGAGGAGAAUGAAGAAUUUGAACAAGAUCAAUUAUUUGAACACAUUGUAUUUCCAAAUGAUACAUUACAAGGUUUAUCAAUUCGUUACAAUUGUUUAAUUCAAGAGAUUAAAUCAAUUAAUAAAAUUAGAUCAAUUGAUAGUUGUAGUACAAUCUCUAAAACCAUUCUAUUAAUACCAAAAAAACAAAAUCAAACUAGACAACAACCACAAGAUAUCUUUAAUAAUAAAGAAGUUUUAGAAAUUUUAAAAAAUAAUUUAAUAAAUAGAUUCAUAAAGAAAUCGAAAUGUACAGAUCAACCAAAAAUUGAAACUUUUUUAGAAAAACAUGGUUAUGACUUUUUUAAAGCAUUAUUAGAUUUUAAUAAUCAAUUAGAGAUUGAAAAACAACAACAACAAGAAAAAGAAAAACAAGAAAAAGAAAAAGAAAUACAACAAAAAAUAUCAACAAUAGAAACAACACCAGAAAAAUUACAAAUAUCACAACCAAUACAAACACCACAAAAUCCUAAACAAGUUUUUAAAUAUCAAGAAUUUGGUUUUGGAUCUUCACCAGAUGGUAAACCAAAUUUUAACCAAAGUAAAAAUUUUGAAAAUUUAGAUUAUUUUGAAUCUAAUAAUAGUAAUGAUAAUAAUAAUGAUAAAAAUAAUAAUAAUAAUUUAUUAAAUAAUAGUGACUUUUUAAUUAAAUCAUAUCGUGAAAAAUAUUCAGAUAUACCUCAAAAAACUAAAGUUCACAAUAUAAAUAAACCAACAAUAAGGAAAGUUUCAAGGACAUGCUGCGGCUGGUUUUGA
Dictyostelium discoideum AX4 is the source of this 1116-nucleotide messenger RNA. RefSeq lists its product as hypothetical. The coding region runs from base 1 to 1116 and encodes 371 amino acids. The transcript has a single exon. The record is from RefSeq and is a predicted model, not a curated record. Lineage: Eukaryota; Evosea; Eumycetozoa; Dictyosteliales; Dictyosteliaceae.